GGCGACUCCUGCCCUGCGGGUGGCGCUGUGGGGAGGCGGCCGCGGUCGGUCGGCGGCGCCGGGUCGGAUGCGGCGAGGAGGUUUGUCCCCGCUCGCCGCCCGUCGCUGGCCCGGCGGGGCUGACGUGUAGUGCGCGGCGGCGAUGGCGGCCGCCUGGGAGGAGAUUCGGCGCCUGGCGGCCGAUUUCCAGCGGGCGCAGUUUGCCGAGGUGGCACAGAGAUUGUCAGAACGGAACUGUAUAGAGAUUGUCACUAAACUGAUUGCUGAAAAGCAGUUGGAAGUAGUGCACACGCUUGAUGGCAAAGAGUAUAUCACUCCAGCACAGAUUAGUAGGGAGAUCCGGGAUGAGCUUCAUGUUUGUGGUGGUCGAGUAAACAUUGUUGACUUACAACAGGUAAUAAACGUGGACCUUUUGCACAUUGAAAACAGAGCUAACGACAUUGUUAAAGCAGACAAAACAGUUCAGCUUGUGCUGGGACAGCUUAUAGAUGAGAGUUACGUAGAUCAAUUAGCAGAAGAAGUAAACGAUAAACUGCAGGAAACUGGCCAGGUGACAAUAUCGGAACUCUGUAAGGCAUAUGACCUUCCAGGAGACUUCUUAACACAGGCAUUAUCCAGGCAUCUAGGUAAAAUUAUUCGUGGGCAACUAGACCAGGACAACCAUGGGGUGAUUUAUACAGAAGCCUUUGUUUCUCGGCAUCGAGCACGCAUUCGUGGUCUCUUCUCUGCAAUUACUCGGCCUACCCCUGUAAGUAACUUGAUCACUCGUUACGGAUUUCAGGAACAUUUACUUUACUCUGUGCUAGAAGAACUUGUUAACACUGGUCGUCUAAAAGGCACCGUGGUUGGUGGGAGACAGGAUAAGGCUGUGUUUGUUCCAGACAUCUAUGCCAGAACACAGAGCAACUGGGUGGACUCCUUUUUCAAGCAGAAUGGUUACUUAGAAUUUGAUGCAUUGUACAGACUUGGCAUCCCAGAUCCAGCAGGCUACAUUAAAAAAAGAUACAAGUCUACAAAACUCUUACUUCUGAGAGCAGCUUGUGUUGGUCAAGAAAUUGUGGAUCAAGUAGAAGCUUCUGUAGAGGAAGCAAUCAGCUCUGGAAACUGGAUAGAUGUAGCAACUCUUCUGCCCAGUUCAUUGUCAGCAGAAGAUGCUGGUAUUUUGCUUCAGCAAGUGAUGCGAUCUUUCAAUAAGCAUUCUUCAGGUUUAGUCUUCAGUGACACCAUUGUGGUCAGUGAGAAAUUUCUAAGCAGCUGUGUUGAUCUGUUUUCUGAUUUGAUGCAACAGAAAGCUGAAAAGGAAAUGAAAGAUAACCCUGUUAAUUUAAUCACUGAAGAAGAUUUAAAACAGGCAUCCCUUUUAGAAAAUUCAUAUGCUAAUAAAAAAGACAAAAAGGAUGAAAGAAGAAAGAAAGCAACAGAGGGCAGUGGAAGCGUGAGAGGAGGAGGAGGUGGUAAUGCUAGAGAGAUCAAGAUUAAGAAAACAAAAAAGAAAGGAAGAAAAGAUGCCGACAGCGAUGAAGAAUCACAAACAACCAGCACAAGCAGGAAUAAGCAGCCGGAGUUCCCUUUCCUGUCCCAAGAAGAAAUUCAGGAUGUUUUAAAGACCCACAUAGAGGAUUGCCCUGAGGAGCUUAUUACAGAACUUGCUGGGCAUCUAAUAAGACCUCUAACAAAAAGUUACCAGGAAGUUGUACGUUCUGUUUUUGCAUCUUCAACAUCAUCUUCCUCUGGAGCUAGCAGAAGACAGACGAUGAAGGACUUGCAGGAAGAAUUCUCAAAUUUGUACAAUAACAUUCGGUUAUUUGAAAAGGGAAUAAAACAUUUCACAGAUGAGACUCAGACUAACCUUGCUAAACACCUGCUGAAGACUGUCUGUACAGACAUUACAAAUCUUAUUUUCAACUUCCUAGCAUCUCAUUCAAUGAUGACAACAGAAAAUUCUUCUGCCAUCACAAGUGAGGUCAGGACCAAGAUUUUAGGUAAAUUACCAGAAGACACUAAAGGUCCUUUAACUAAACUGCAUACUUCUCUGAAUGGCAAGAGUUUAGAAGAUUUUCUUUCGUACCUUGAUUCUGCAGCGGAUGUUUGUGAUAUUAUGGUGAAGAAAGGGGACAAAAAGAAGGAAAGACAAGUCCUGUUCCAGCAUAGACAAGCUCUGAUUGAACAGCUAAAAGUCACAGAAGAUCCAGCUCUUGUUCUGCACCUGACAUCUGUCCUGUUAUUUCAGUUUUCAACCCACUGUAUGCUUCAUGCACCAGGAAGAUCUGUACCACAGAUCAUUAAUUUCCUAAGUAGCAAGAUCCCAGAGGAUCAGCAUUCUCUUUUAGUCAAAUACCAGGGAUUAGUGGUGAAACAACUGAUCAGUCAGAGUAAGAGAACUGAACAGGGAGAUGGUGACACAACAGGUAACCCAGAAGAGGAGGAACAAGCAGAUACCAUUCGAAAAGAGCUCCAGGAAAUCACUACCUCUAUCAAAGAUCUCGUUCUCAGACCCAGAAAAUCUUCUGUAACAGAGGAAUAAAACCAUGGUUCAGUGUAUCCAUGUGCAUGGCACAGUCAGUUGUUUUUUUUUUGGGGGGGGGGGGGGGCUCUUUUUAAAUCCUGAAGAGAAGGAUCACAGAAAAUGCUUGACAAAAAUUUGGCUUUUUACAAUUGCAAAUUACAGCCAGGGAACAUAGUUGUUGGAUGAUGGUGAUAAAUGGAGUUUGACUAAAUACUACUGCAGCGUAUAUAACAGACAUUGUAAUGCAUUGAAUGUUAACUGACAGAGCACAAUUGUGAACACUUUGGGUAUGAAAUCAAUGUUUUUAAAUGGGCAUCUUUAUGUGAGGCCUCAAGAAAUGGUUAUUUUUCAAAUAACAGUGUAUUCUUUUACAUAGAGGCACAGGCUUAUAGUUUUGCUUUUCUGGUGUGGAUUUAUAAGAAUUGCAGCACUGUGUAUAAGCCUAUGUAUCUUGGUUUCAAAGACUAGUUUUGCAACUAUAAUACUGGUAUCUAAUAGUGUACAAAUGAAAUGCCAUCUUUACUUUUCUAUAUAAGUGGAUGAUAUUUUGAGCUUAUAUAUGAACAACAGAGAAAUUCAAAACUGUUCACUAGACCACAACAGUAAGAACAAUGAAUACACGUAAAAAUCUCUAAAUCUAAGAGAAGAGACCCAGUAUUACUGUGAUUUUCUAAAUGUACUGUAAUCUUAUGAAAAUCAGCACACCCACACUACUAAUAUAUCAUGUUAAUGUCCGUGAUAGCAGCUCAUUUGAAAACUGGUAAUGGAGACAGGAGGAGAUAUCCUUUAGCAUGGGUAUUUUGUAAGUGGAGAAAUACUGUUAUGCCUGCCAUAUUUAACAUUCUCUGUGUUCAUUCAGUAAACUGGUUGAGUUCUCAAUCCAGUUCCCAUAGUGGUUAGAGGCAUGUGCUUUGCAUUCUGUGAUCUUUGAGAGAACUUGUGGUAUUAUCCUGAGUUUCUUGAAAAGAAUUUAAAUGCUAACUUUUAAGAUCUUUUUACAUAAACUUUAUAUGCUGAAAUCUGUUUGUCUAAUCUGAGGAAGCUAAAUACAGUUACAGUGUUUCUGUCAAGUUUUUACCAGCCUUAUUUAUACAUGAGUUGUACUGAAUGUCUUGGGGAAAGUGGAAACUGUAAAGUACAUCAGAGUUCUGCCAGUGUUAAUGACAUAAUUCUCAUAUGUCAAUUAUUGCCAACUUAUUUUUAAUAGAAGAUCAUUUUCAAACAUGAGCUGUUUUAGUAUUACUUAACCUUGUUUUACUUCCAUAAUGCCCAGUGACUUUGUGUGUAAUUUCAGGGUUCUGCAUAAAACAACGGUUGAGUAGUAAAACAGGAAAUACAGCUGUUCACUGAAAAUCAUUCACCCAUUAUGCCAAAAUUCUUUGAUACCAAAAGAAAAUAAAUAGUUUGGAUUCUC
Messenger RNA from Dromaius novaehollandiae (emu), 3920 nucleotides. It is a transcript of the gene UFL1, whose product is annotated as UFM1 specific ligase 1. The transcript is spliced from 19 exons. NCBI's taxonomy places the organism in Eukaryota, Metazoa, Chordata, Aves, Casuariiformes, Dromaiidae. Gene Ontology annotation, cellular component: endoplasmic reticulum membrane. Gene Ontology annotation, biological process: response to endoplasmic reticulum stress; protein K69-linked ufmylation; regulation of proteasomal ubiquitin-dependent protein catabolic process. Gene Ontology annotation, molecular function: UFM1 ligase activity. The coding region runs from base 143 to 2524 and encodes 793 amino acids. The record is from RefSeq and is a predicted model, not a curated record.